This is a messenger RNA of Homarus americanus (American lobster), 828 nucleotides long. RefSeq lists its product as uncharacterized. The transcript has a single exon. The record is from RefSeq and is a predicted model, not a curated record. The coding region runs from base 1 to 828 and encodes 275 amino acids. Gene Ontology annotation, molecular function: nucleic acid binding. Gene Ontology annotation, biological process: DNA integration. NCBI's taxonomy places the organism in Eukaryota, Metazoa, Arthropoda, Malacostraca, Decapoda, Nephropidae.
AUGGCGUGUGUGAGGCAAAGGUAUUGGAUUUCCCAGGGCAGACGCUUGCUUGAUAGAAUCAUACGAUGCUGUGUAGUGUGCCGACGGAACAACUGGAGUAGUCGGCAUCAAAGGCAAGCUGACUUACCAAUAGAUCGUGUCACUCCUGGAAAGGCUCCAUUUGUUUACACUGGAACGAACUCUUUUAGUCCAUUCAUUAUCAAGGAAGGGAGGAAACAGGUCAAGCGCUGGGGAUGUCUGUUGACAUGUUUAACUAUUAGGGCUGUUCAUCUAGAAGUCUUGGCCUCAUUAGACGCAGUUGCCUUCCUCAACGCAAUAACAAGGUUCUCACGACGCAGAGGUACACCAGAGCGUAUUAGGUCGGAUAAUGGGACAAACAUGGUACGGGCAGCCAAACAGCUCAAACUGGCAGUGAAAAGUUGGGAGCAAGAUGACAGACUCAGAGGCGCCUUACUGAAAGCAGAUAUUGAUUGGGUCUUCAAUCCACCAGCUGCUCCAUACAUGGGGGGAGUAUGGGAAAGGCAGAUUCGCACAGUAAAAAAGGUUCUGCAGGCGAUUGUGGGCUCACAAGUUUUAGACGAUGGACGUUUGCAAACAAUGUUCUGUGAAGUGGAAGCCAUAGUUAACGAGAGGCCAAUCACCCCAGUUCCAAACACUCCAAAUGAACCAAAGGCUCUCACGCCUGCUGAUCUUUUGCACUUAAGUGAAAGGGGUAAUCUUCCCUUAGGUGGAAGGUCAAUAGGCGAAUCAUACCACAGAAGGUGGAAGCAUGUCCAGUACCUUGCAGAUCAAUUUUGGAAGCGCUGGCUGACGGAGUACCUCCCUUAA